AUGAACGGUUCAGUAGAUGCUUAUUUUGUAAAUUUUUUAUUCAAUAUUGGAGAAAGUGAUGUUUUAAAAGGGCUCACCAUCUACCAGAAUGGAUUUUCUAAAUCAGGGCAAGCAAAAAAUCAGGUUUGUGUUUCAUCAAAUAUUUGCUUUGAGGAGGCAACAGGACAAUAUAAAGAAAUAUUUAUUUCACUUAUUCAAUUAUCGCCAUGGCUUUCCCAAAUUAUGCGGAUUUGUAAAGAAGUAAUUCAGUGGAUGAUCAAUUCAUGGUUUACUGCAGAUGCUUAA
Echinococcus granulosus is the source of this 285-nucleotide messenger RNA. RefSeq lists its product as hypothetical. The transcript has 4 exons. The record is from RefSeq and is a predicted model, not a curated record. Bases 1 to 285 code for a protein of 94 amino acids. NCBI's taxonomy places the organism in Eukaryota, Metazoa, Platyhelminthes, Cestoda, Cyclophyllidea, Taeniidae.